CGACAAUCUCAUCGCGAACAUCCACCUUGCGCCGACAAAAAUGUCUUCCGCAAAACGUGUCAAAUUGUCUCACUCCAAGGCUCCGGGGCCUUUCCGGAAGCACAGCUCUGGAGAUGGUGCCGCUUCGAAAAAUAUUACAAAAAAGAUCACUCAAGCUCCAAAAACAUCGGCGCCAAUCAAGCAAAAGGCCCGCGAUGCAGAAGAACUCGAUGACGAUGACGAGGACGACGAGGAUGAGGAGGAGGAUGAUGACAGCAGCGAUGAAGCUAGCGAGAACGAUGAUUCCACGCCCACAGUAGAGGAUGCAACCAAAGACAAACAAACCGAGCUGCCGAGCAAGGAAGAGGCACCAACCAAGUCUUUUCGGGAUCUUGGCAUUGUUGAACCACUUUGCGAGGCAUGCGAGGCUCUCAAGUUCAAGAAGCCCACACCGAUUCAAGAGCAGGCGAUACCCCUGGCACUACAAGGCCGUGAUGUAAUUGGUAUCGCUGAGACAGGUUCAGGAAAGACAGCGGCCUUUGCGCUGCCUAUCCUUCAGUCUUUACUCGAAAAGCCGCAGCCGCUAUUUGGUCUCGUCCUUGCUCCCACUCGAGAGCUUGCCGCCCAGAUUGGCCAAACAUUCGAGGCCCUGGGUGCCUCGAUCUCGUUGCGAUGCGCCGUCGUGGUCGGUGGACUGGACAUGGUCUCUCAAUCGAUUGCACUGGGAAAGAAGCCUCACAUUGUUGUCGCCACACCUGGACGUCUGCUAGAUCAUUUGGAAAAGACCAAAGGCUUCAGCUUGCGGUCUUUGAAGUUUCUGGUUAUGGAUGAGGCUGAUAGGCUGCUUGACCUGGACUUUGGGCCAAUCCUCGAUAAAAUCCUCAAGUUCCUCCCCAGGGAGCGCCGCACCUUUCUCUUCUCCGCUACCAUGAGCUCCAAGGUCGAGAGCUUGCAGCGAGCCAGUCUGCGGGAUCCGCUCAAGGUUAGCGUUAGCUCAAAUCAGGAGAAAACGGUGUCUACCUUGAUCCAGAACCCUCUCUUCAUUCCCCAUAAACACAAGGAUGUCUACCUCAUUUAUCUCGCCAAUGAGUUCGCCGGCAAAACAACCAUUGUCUUCACAAGAACUGUCAACGAGGCUCAGCGUGUUUCCAUUCUGCUGCGCACGCUCUCAUUUGGCGCAAUUCCUCUGCACGGCCAGCUCUCACAAUCGAUGCGUUUGGGUGCUUUGAACAAGUUCAAGGCUAGGUCACGCGACAUAUUAGUGGCAACCGAUGUCGCUGCUCGUGGUCUGGAUAUUCCAGAGGUCGAUCUUGUCAUCAAUUUCGAUAUGCCCCAAGACAGUAUGACAUAUAUUCACCGUGUGGGUCGUACCGCACGUGCUGGGCGGUCUGGUCGAGCCAUUUCUAUUAUAACACAAUAUGACCUUGAACUGUGGCUGAGGAUAGAAAAGGCAGCCCUAAACGGGCGCAAGUUGCCGCUUUACCAGCCUGACAAGGAAGAGGUCAUGGUGUUUAAGGAGCGCGUGGAAGAGGCGCAGCGGCAUGCACGGGAAGAGAUGAAGACUCUGCACGAGGAUAGAGGCAAGAAGGGAGCAGUCCUCAAAGGCCGUAAGCGUGGCUCUGCGACAAAGAGGCGGCACGACGACAUGGACGCCGAGGAGGGCUAAGUUUUGUCUUGUUUUGGUGUCGGUGCACCGUUGUGUCGGGUGUAGAACGGUGAGAUCAUGCGCAAUGUUUAAAAUACCUUAUCGUGUUAGUGUAUUAGAAUCGGUGGCACACGAUCUUACCCAUUGACUUGCCGCUCCAGCCUGAAACCUGGUCAGUUCAGCUUCAACAACGAGUGGGUUGUAAUACGACUAUUUGGCGAAUCAAAGGAUCCUUCAGGAAAUUGUGCUUACCUUGCCCCCCUCUUUCGGUAUCAAUUCAUGGGGCUGCGCAUAGAUGGCCUAUGAAAUGCUUCAUUCGAACCAGGGGUGCUUUUAUGCUUACUAGAUUGGGAAUUAGGCGGCCGAGGUAGCCCUCCAAGUUGAACUUUUUGCCAAUCCUUCCCGCGUCUUUCCUUUCUUGGUCCUAG
Messenger RNA from Pyricularia grisea, 2052 nucleotides. RefSeq lists its product as uncharacterized. Lineage: Eukaryota; Fungi; Ascomycota; Sordariomycetes; Magnaporthales; Pyriculariaceae. Gene Ontology annotation, molecular function: RNA helicase activity; nucleic acid binding; ATP binding. Bases 41 to 1645 code for a protein of 534 amino acids. The record is from RefSeq and is a predicted model, not a curated record. The transcript is spliced from 3 exons.